Pistacia vera is the source of this 909-nucleotide messenger RNA. Its product is annotated as ATP synthase delta chain, chloroplastic. The record is from RefSeq and is a predicted model, not a curated record. Bases 120 to 746 code for a protein of 208 amino acids. The transcript has a single exon. Lineage: Eukaryota; Viridiplantae; Streptophyta; Magnoliopsida; Sapindales; Anacardiaceae. Gene Ontology annotation, cellular component: chloroplast thylakoid membrane. Gene Ontology annotation, molecular function: proton-transporting ATP synthase activity, rotational mechanism. Gene Ontology annotation, biological process: photosynthetic electron transport in photosystem I; proton motive force-driven ATP synthesis; photosynthetic electron transport in photosystem II.
GUUCGCUGGCUGGAAUUCAACCACAUCUUUCCGUGCUGCAAAAAACAAAAAAAACAAAAUUCCAGAUUUUCUCCCCCAAGCAAAAAGAUUGGUUUUCUGUAUGUGCUCUGAUAAUCUCCAUGGAUACUCUUUCAAGCUCUGUUUCAACUCUCAAAGUCCCGGUUCUGCACGCAACACCUCGUGAAUUAUAUCACUUCAAAGCUCCCCCCGUAUCUCACCAACUCCAUCAACACCAUUCCCACAUCUCUUCAACAACUAAACCCAACAAAACCACCAGUUCCUUCCCUCACAAGAACCUUACUUUUCCAUUAAUCAGUUCCUCCGGGACCUCCUUCCCCAAGUCAGUAUCUCCUAAUAUCUAUCGAAGACCCGCCAGCGGUUAUGCCGCCGCUCUUCUUGACAAAGCUCUAUGCCACGGUUCACUUGAAGCAGUUCAGAAAGACGUACAAAGAUUAUUAAGGUUGUUCAAGAAUGAGAAAAUUCAAGCUAUCUUAAUUGAACCGCUUAUGGGUGACAAAGAGAAGGGAGAAAUUGUGAAGGAAGUGGUCAAUACAGGGAAGAUUAAUAGAUACUUGGCGGGUGUAUUGAGGAUGCUUAUUGAGAGGAAUAAAGCAGGGAUGGUGAGUGAGGUUUUGGAGGAAUUUGGGAGGAUUUGCAAUGAGUUAAUUGGGACUAGAGUUGUUUUUGUAUCAUCGGUGAAGAAGAUGGAGGAAGAUGAACUGUUUUUGAUUGCUAAGAGAGUGUAGAGGUUUAGUGGGGCUGCAAAGGUGAAGAUAAAGAAUUUGGUUGACCAGAGAGUUCCAUCUUCUGUUGUUUAAAACAAAUGCAACAUAUAAGUUGCUGCAAAAAUUUGUAAUUGAUGUCGUUACUGCUGAAUGAGAAUUUCUGAUAUAGCUAGUUGAAUUUGUA